This is a messenger RNA of Penicillium malachiteum, 1332 nucleotides long. RefSeq names its product hydrolase psoB (gene psoB). The transcript has a single exon. The record is from RefSeq and is a predicted model, not a curated record. Lineage: Eukaryota; Fungi; Ascomycota; Eurotiomycetes; Eurotiales; Aspergillaceae. The coding region runs from base 1 to 1332 and encodes 443 amino acids.
AUGCACACCUUCAAGUCAGGCUUCUUCAACUUCGAGUUCCUGCGACUCCUUGCCAUGGCUCCUUUCGAAGGCGGCGAGAUCGCAGAAAUUCUCGAGACAGUCAGCAAAAUCCAGGACCUGGAUCCCGAGAGCUGGUACGACGCCUGGAGCGAAGCCGCCACAAAGGCUGAGCAGAUUGCCCGCGAGGGAGAAGAUUCAAGGGACCCAGUGGCUGCCCGUCGUGGGUAUCUGCGCGCCACUCGAUACCUUCAAUCGGCCAUGUUUAUGCUUAAUGAGGGUCCUGUCGGUCACGACAAACGUGUGUUGCCGACCAUCGAGCGCUCAAUUCGUGACUUUUGGAAGGGCGUUCAGCUUCUAGAUGGACCGGUUCACUUCCUUGAAAUCGACUACGAAGAUGGCGUGAAAUUACCGGGCUAUCUAUAUUUGCCACCCGCGAAUAAACGUCUCCCUAGCGGCAAGACUCCCAUCCUCGUUAAUACCGGCGGUGGUGACUCUACGCAAGAAGAGAUCUACUUCAUCAACGCGUCUGUAGGCCCAAGCCUAGGCUACGCAGUCCUUACCUUUGACGGCCCAGGACAGGGUAUCGUUUUACGGCGCGAGAAAUUGGAGAUGCGUCCUGACUGGGAGGUCGUCGUGGGCAAAGUGCUCGACCACUUAUGGGACUUUGCGGCGCAGCAUCAAGAUGCAAAUCUCGAUCUAGACCAUAUAGCUAUCACCGGAGCGUCCAUGGGUGGAUAUUUCGCGCUGCGGGGGGCCGUCGACCCCCGUAUCAAAGCAUGUAUCAGCGUCGACGGAUUCUACUCGAUGGAGAGCUUUGCUGAAGGCCGAGUACCCGCCUGGCUGUGGAAGGGGUUCAGGGCCGGCUACAUUUCGAAAUCGGUCUUCAACACCGUAGUCGGGGUCACGUCGUCGCUUAACUUUCAACCUCGCUGGGAGUUUAAUCACAUGAAGUGGGCGUUGGGUCAGGAUAACGAAUACCACGUUAUUCGACGCAUGCUUGAUUUCUCGCUCCGUCGUCCCGACGGCUCAGAGGUCCUGCAUGAUGUGAAAUGUCCAGUGCUGGUCACCGGCGCUGGCUCGUCGUUCUAUUUCGACCCGAGCACCACAACGCGUAGGAUCACCGACAAGCUUAUGCAUCUAAAAGCUGGGGAGAAAGAGGAGUGGAUCGCCACGGAUGUGGCUUUCGGUGGGCUGCAGGCUAAGAUUGGGGCCUUUGGCUACGCAAUGCAGCGCACUUUUGGGUGGCUUGGUAAAAUUUGGAAAAUUGAGAGGGAGCCGCUUAUUCUUGUGGGGAGGAGGGGUAUCGAGCAAAGGCAAAAAAGGUGUUACUAG